CCCCACUUGAAAAAGAUCCGCACCCCACGGAAAUUCCCAAGAGUUGAACAAAGCUUGCGGUUUCUCUCUCUCUCUCUCUCUCUCUCUUUUGUUAAAUUUUUCCUGCACGCUCACGCUCCCUCAGUCUCUUUCGAAGCAGAGAGGUGGCCAUGGAAUGGACCCAGAGGCUUGUGGUUCAAAUUCCGGAGUAAGUGAAGAGCGAGCGUUGGGGCGUUUGCAGAGAGGAAGAAAAAGGGACAGAGCAUUUCGGCAAUUGAAGACAGGAUUUAGAAUUAAAGGUAUAGUGUUCUUUGUGGGUAAGAGAUGGGCGAAGCAGCUUUUCUCCGGCGAUCAUUCUCUCAUCCUUCCCGGGAACGCAAAGAGGGAGAUCCCAUGCGUGCCUUGGGAGAGUCAAUAUCAUUUGGGAGGUUCUUGACAGAACCAUUGGAUUGGGAGAGGUGGUCGACCUUUUCUCACAACCGCCAUUUGGAGGAAAUCGAGAAAUUCUCGAAGGCUGGUUCUGUUGCUGAAAAGAAAGCUUAUUUUGAAGCUCAUUACAAGCGAAUUGCAGCCAAGAAGGCAGAGGAAACCACACCUGAAGAAGAAGCAAAUGCAGCAGCUAAUGCUUCUGAAGCCAGAACUACAGAGGAAAUACAUAAUUACACUUGCAAGGGCAUGGAAAAAUCAAGCAGCCAUGUGGGUGUGGAUAUUCAACAGGAGAGUCAGGUCACUAAUUCUGUUGAUUCAAAUUCAUGCGGUCUUAGGGUUGAAAGUAAUAUACUGGAUCUUGCCCUGGUGGAAGCAGCCAAAUCAGUAACAUGUGAAAGUGUUAUUGAGCAGAAUUCUAUUCAGGUCCAGAUUUUUAACAAAAUUGAAAAUGUUAGGACCCAUAAUGAGCUUAUGUUUUACCAUGACAAAAACAUGCCCAUAAAGGAGGCUGCUAACCAGGAGAAAUUGAAUUCAGUGAGCCAGAGAAAACUUGCAUUUUCUUCCUCAAGGUCACAGGCUUACAAUAAAGCAUCCAAGCCCCCUACUUCUGUUAAAGUACCAACACCUGUUUGUCAAAGAAAGGAAGAUAAUGCCAAUCCAAAUAACAAGAAGUCUGCAAGAGAAUCAGUGAGCAGAAUAAGACCAACUCCUAAAUCAGUUCACAUGUCAGUCGAUUUUGCAUCUUGUGCCAGAGAAACUAGUAAAUUUUCUCCACUUCUCAAUAAGAUUGGAAAUUCGAGAAUGUUUACAACUUUGGGCAAAAUGACUAAAGACAGUCCAUCUCCUCAACAAAGUUCUGCUAAGGCAUCUAUGAAUGUGGAAACAAAGCAUUCUACAGUAGCUUCCCAGUCAGAAAAUCAAAGGACUAAACCAUUGUUUGAUCAAAGAGUCAUUGGAAGAACAGCAGAUGGAAAGCGCCCCUCACUUAAUGUCGACCAUAUGAAAUCUCCUGGUGCAUGCCAAAGCAAAUCUCAACUUACUACUAUAUCCUGUCCUUUCAGCUUCAGAAGUGAAGGAAGAGUAUCAAAACGUAAAGAGUUCUUUCAGAAGCUUGAAGAGAGGAACAAUGACAAGGAGGCAGGAAAAAUACAGCUUCAAACAAAACUAAAGGAGAAAGGAGAGAAUGACCUCAAGAAACUGCGGCAUAGUAUUGCUUCUAAACCCAAAUCAACAGCUGAUUCUUAUUGCGGAACAGGAUCAUCAAUUAAUCAUACAAAGAAGGUUCAACUGACUAGGCCUCAAUCGCCAAAACUUGGAAGAAAGCCUACUCCCAGUAUGGUCCAGGACACAAGCUCUCGACCUCCUCGGAGGCCUUCAGUUAGGAAUGAUGGCUUCAAACAUGCUAUUGACAAAAAUAACCUAGCCCCUUCUAGCCCUGACACUUCACUGCCAAAGAAGAAUACACAUGAGAAUGCUUCCCCAAAUAUCCAGCUCUGACUGUCAAGAAAGAAUGCAAGUGAAAAAAAAUUGCUGCCCCUUCUAGUGGCACAGUUAAUUUACCGCACAUUCUGGAGACUGAAAAUAAUUGGAUGGUGGUGGGAUAUGUGGAAGUUGUUCAGCUGCUAUUAACAUUAAGGACAGGGAUACUUCUUACAUUAGCUUUUCCCUUUCCCUUGUAUUUCAUCAGGGGCAUAUAUAGUAUGUAGGAACACAAGCUUUGGUCGUAAUGAGCAUUUCUAUUCUGUAAAUGACAGCAUUGUUGUUGCCCAAAUUCUGGGCUGAUAUUGUUUAAUGGUGAUAUUGUUUGAUAUAAAGCAUUGUGUCAAGCCAAGCUUCUGGAUGGGCAUGAAAAGAAA
Malania oleifera is the source of this 2264-nucleotide messenger RNA. Its product is annotated as protein WVD2-like 7. Bases 304 to 1905 code for a protein of 533 amino acids. The transcript has 9 exons. NCBI's taxonomy places the organism in Eukaryota, Viridiplantae, Streptophyta, Magnoliopsida, Santalales, Ximeniaceae. The record is from RefSeq and is a predicted model, not a curated record.